AUGGGUUACUUUGGGGUAGCAAAGACUUUAGAAAUAUUAACUGACCAUUUUUAUUGGCCUAAAAUGAAAGUUGAUAUGGAACGGAUUUGCAGUCGAUGCAUAACUUGUAAAAAGGCUAAAUCUAGGGUCUUACCUCAUGGACUUUACACACCUUUACCAGUGCCUAGUGAACCUUGGAGGAAGGCCGAGUUGGUGAAGUCACUCCAUGGAAAGGUACAGGAGCAAAUCGAGAAGAAGAGCAAGCAUUAUGCCGAGCAAGAAAAUAAGGGCAGGAAGAUUGUUACCUUCAAACCAAGAGAUUGGGUUUGGGUGCAAUUCACGAAAGACCGAUUCCUAGAACAGAGAAAAUCAAAGUUGCAGCCAUGGGGAGUUGGACCGUUUCAAGUACUUGAGAAGAUCAAUGACAACGUAUACACAUUAGAUCUUCCAAGUGAGUAUAGCGUUUCAUCAACUUUUAAUGUGUAUGAUCUUUUUCUCUUUGAUGCAGGUUCAGAUUUGAGGAUGAAUCCUUUCAAAGAGGAAGGGGAUGAUGUGAUCAAGAAGACACAAACGACAAAGUCAAUUCCAAUAUCAAGCCCGGGGAAAGAUCCAUUGAUAGUCGACUGGGAAAAGAUGACGCAAUCGAGGGCGAAGCAAGUGAAAGAGGCAUUGGGAUUGCUCGUUAAGGUAACCAUUGAUGAACCAUGUUUGGGAUUCAAAACAGAGCAAGUUUCAUGUUAG
This is a messenger RNA of Olea europaea var. sylvestris, 720 nucleotides long. RefSeq lists its product as uncharacterized. The record is from RefSeq and is a predicted model, not a curated record. The coding region runs from base 1 to 720 and encodes 239 amino acids. NCBI's taxonomy places the organism in Eukaryota, Viridiplantae, Streptophyta, Magnoliopsida, Lamiales, Oleaceae. The transcript is spliced from 2 exons.